Molecule: messenger RNA, 5848 nt
Organism: Salarias fasciatus (jewelled blenny)
Lineage: Eukaryota; Metazoa; Chordata; Actinopteri; Blenniiformes; Blenniidae
Gene: unc5a
Product: unc-5 netrin receptor A
Exons: 16
Coding region: 314-3007 (897 amino acids)
Biological process (GO): anterior/posterior axon guidance; netrin-activated signaling pathway
Cellular component (GO): membrane
Molecular function (GO): protein binding; netrin receptor activity
Source: RefSeq, a predicted model, not a curated record
UUUUACCUUUCUUUCUUUCAGGGGGACAAAUUACAGUCGGCUACAGUAGAAGCAGCAGCAGCAGCAGCGGUGGAGAGCGAGGCAGCAGUUCAUUCACCACACCUGUGAUGCGUUGUUCCGAGCAACGAAGACGCACGAGCGGGAUACUGAUGGCCACGCUACGGCACGGGGAGAUGUGCUGAGGGCGGGGGGGGGGAAAGGACUUGGGCGUAGUGAAGUGCAUCAGAGGACACUCUCCGGACCUUAAAAACAAGCCCAGUAUUUCGCCUGCCUUUUCAAACUUAAGUGAUAACAAACAGAGAACCACAAGAAGAUGUCCUUACUUCGGGGCCCCUUUGUCCGCGCUGCGCUCCUCGUGCUCGUGUUUGCUGGCUUCACCUGCACUGAUGGUUCCGAGCACGCCGCCACCGCCACGCUUCCCGCCGCCUUCUCGGACCUGUUACCUCACUUCCUGGUGGAACCGGAGGACGAGUUCAUCGUGAAGAACAAGCCGGUGACGCUGACCUGCCGCUCCACGCCGGCCACGCAGAUCUACUUCAAGUGCAACGGCGAGUGGGUCCACCAGGACGACCACCUGAUCGAGCGGACCGUCGACCCGGCGACAGCGCUGCCGGUCAUGCAGGUGACGAUCGACAUCACGAGGCAGCAGGUGGAGAAGAUCUUCGGUCUGGACGAGUACUGGUGUCAGUGUGUGGCCUGGAGCACGACGGGCACCCAGAAGAGCCAAAAAGCAUACAUCAGGAUCGCUUACCUGAGAAAGAACUUUGAGGAGGAGCCGCAGGGGAAGGAGGUGGCAUUGGACCAGGAGGUGUUACUGCACUGCCAUCCCCCCGAGGGAGUGCCACAAGCCGAGGUGGAGUGGCAGAGAAACGAGGAUGUGAUCGACCCGGCCAGCGACCCCAAUUUUUUCAUCACGGCUGACCAUAAUCUCGUCAUCAAAAAAGCCCGGCUGGCGGACACGGGCAACUACACGUGCGUGGCUAAAAACAUUGUCGCACGCCGCAAAAGCACCUCGGCCACGGUCCUGGUCUACGUCAACGGCGGCUGGUCCACGUGGACCACCUGGUCGUCCUGCAGCGCCGUGUGUGGGCGUGGCUGGCAGAAGAGGAGUCGGAGCUGCACCAACCCCACGCCACUGAAUGGAGGCACAUCGUGUGAGGGGCAGAACGUCCAGAAAAGUGCCUGUGUGGCCACCUGUCCAGUAGACGGAGGCUGGAGCGAGUGGAGCAAGUGGUCGGCGUGCGGUGCGGACUGUUCGAUGUGGAGGAGCAGGGACUGCACCCAGCCCUCACCCGGCACCGGGGGCAAAGAGUGUCAAGGGCUUGACUUCCAGUCUCUUAACUGCACCAGCGAACAGUGCCCACAGACCGUGAGUGGGGCCGAGGACGUGGCGCUGUACGUGGGCAUGGUGGCGGUGGCCCUGUGUCUGACUCUGCUGCUCAUCGUGGUCGUCCUGGUCUACCGGCGCAAGAAGGAGGGCCUGGACGCCGACGUGGCCGACUCCUCCAUCCUCACCACUGGCUUCCAGCCCAUGGGCAUCAAGCCCAGCAAGCCAGAGAACUCCCACUUGCUCACCAUCCAGCCGGACCUGACCACCACGACCACCAGUUACCAGGGGAGCCUGCGCUCCCGCCACGACGCCGCGGGGAAGUUCUCCAUGACCAACGGGCCCCUGCUGGACCCGCUGCCCAACGGCUCGCACACCCUGCACAACGGCAAGCUGAACCCGGACCCCGCCGAGUUCGUGACCAGGCUGUCCACGCAGAGCUACUUCAAAACGCUGCCCCGCGACGUGGCCAACACUUCCUACGGGACCUUCAACUUCCUCGGCGGGAGGCUGACGAUCCCAAACACAGGAAUCAGUCUGCUCAUUCCUCCCGAGGCCAUCCCCAGAGGAAAGAUCUAUGAGAUUUAUCUCACUGUGCAGAGGAAGGAAGAUUUAAGGUUGCCCCUGGCGGGCUGCCAGACCCUGCUCAGCCCCGUGGUGAGUUGUGGCCCUCCCGGGGUGGUCCUGAGCCGGCCGGUUAUCCUCAGCAUGGACCACUGCUUCGACGCAUGCCUGGAUAACUGGGCCGUCCGCCUCAAGAAGCAGAGCUACGAGGGCGCCUGGGAGGACGUCCUGCUGAUGGGGGAGGAGCUGGUGUCGGAGCCUUAUUACUGCCAGCUUGAGACGGAGACGUGCCGGUUGUUCUCGGAGCAGCUGGGCACGUUCGCCCUGGUGGGAGAGUCCCUGCACAUGGGCGCAGCCAAGCGCCUCCGCCUGGUGCUCUUCUCAGACACCUACUGCUCCACGCUGGAGUACAACAUCAGGGUGUACUGCAUGGACGACACGCAGGACGUCUUCAAGGAGGUGAUGCAGAUGGAGCGGCAGCUCGGGGGUCGCCUGAUCGACGAGCCGCACGUCCUGCUCUUCAAAGACAGCUACCACAACCUGCGCCUGUCCAUCCACGACAUGCCGCAGGCGCACUGGAGGAGCAAGCUGCUCGCCGGCUACCAGGAGAUCCCCUUCUACCACAUCUGGAACGGCUCCCAGCGGUACCUCCACUGCACGUUCACUCUGGAGCGGCUCAGCCUCAGCACCUGCGAGCUCACCUGCCAGCUGUGCGUGUGGCAGGUGGAGGGGGAGGGCCAGAGCUUUAGUCUCGACUUUAACAUUGCCAAGGACACCCGGGCGGUGGACUCAGAGUUCCUGCUAAUGGACAGUAAUGCCACGGCUCUGGCGGGGCCCAGCGCCUUUCAGAUCCCGUACCUCAUCAGGCAGAAGAUCUGCAGCAGCCUGGACGCCCCCUGUCCCAACGGAGCUGAUUGGAGAAUGCUAGCACAAAGACUUAAACUGGAGAGACACAUGAGCUUUUUUGCAUCCAAAGCGAGCCCAACCUCUGUGAUCCUGGACCUGUGGGAGGCGCAACAUUUCCACAGCGGCAACAUCAACCAGCUGGCCACCGUCAUGGCUGACAUUGGCAAGCAGGAAGCCAUGAUAUUCCUGGUCUCCGACGGCGAGUGCUAACCCAGAAACGGAGGGGGGAAGAGACUUGGUGCAGAGGAAAACAUGCAGAACACAAACACGGGCACGCAGAUCCACACACACACACACACACACACACACACACACACACACACACACACACACACACACACACACACACACACACACACACACACACUAAACAACGGUAACUGCAGCAGGAGCAGAGGAGUCCCACUUCUUCAGUAAAAGGUUCAUGUCAGACUGAGUUUAGUCAAACAGUGAAAAAAACAAAAUCGUUUAAAUGACCAAAUGAGCAGAAAGUCCAGAUUGGCUGUCAGGAAAUGUGUUCAAACAAACUCAGUGGAGAAAAUACCCUUUAUUUUCCAUCAAAGAUUAAUGAAGUCCUCAAUUUAUUAUAAAGACAAAACGUCUAAUUACCAUCACGCCUUUUUUUUUUUAUUCAAACAGGCCACUAAAGCCUAAUGAGGAGCAAUAUGCAAAUGUAAUGUUAUCACUAAUGGCCACUACUGCAAAUUCAGCAAAUAAUUUUUGAAACUCAGAUUAUAGGGGGAGGAAAAAAAUACAAUAAACGUGAAAUAAAAGCGACGUGGAGGAAAGUGUCAGUCGUUUCAGGUUAAAGUGAGCAGGUGACAUAUGCAAAUAGACGGUUUGUUACAUAACAGCACGCCAGACGCUCCGCACGGCGCCGCCGAGUGUCACACAUGUCAUUAUCUGUUUAACACAGAGAGGCUCGUAGCACAUGUUGGACCUGCAGGUUUAUAGCAGACUGUAUGUCGAAGCCCAUUGAAGGAGGGAAGAAGAAGAAGGAAAAAAAAAAAGGAAGAAAAAAAAAAAAGCCCACCUCGCUUAAUCUGUGUUUUUCAGUUCAGCUUGUAUCACUGCUGUGAAUGUAACAUCUGGAUUCCGUGAGACGCUUCGUAGCUUUAACUGCUUCUGAAUCAAUAUAUGUGAGAUUUGAACUUUUUUUUUCUUUCUUUUUUAACGGGAGAGAGUGAGACAUUAGCUGAAGUCAUAUCUCAAGAGCCAUUUCUAUUUAAAAGCCUACAAUUUUGAUCCAUCGAGUUUAUUCCGCGUCUCGCGUCACCCCAGUCGUUGAUGGUGGCAUUUUUCAGUUGGAGCUAAUGAAGGAGCCAUAGGGCCGAAAGGCGUUCCCGCUGCAUAUAUGUGAACACUGAAUGUCAUCGAAACUCAUUUUCUAAAAUGCCAUUUUCCCCUUGAUUACAUUAAUUUCCGAGCAUAACAACGGGGCCAAAAGGGUUAUUAUCCCGUAUGAAUAAUGCAGAGUGCUUUUUUUCUCACAGAAAUCCUGAUAACAAAUUCUUCAAAAUCUUCAAAAGAUUACUCAUGUUGAGAGGGUAAAAGUGCCGCUUUGUUUAUAUUAUUCAUAAAGCGACGGUGGUGGGAAUUCUAUAUUUGCUGUGCGGCAAACAGUAUUUCCACAUCAGAGGAAAGCUCGUCUCUCGGAGUUAAGUGUGGCUUAUUCAUAAUGUCGCCCCUCUGCUCGCCGAGGAUGUUUUGAAAGGGUUUCCUUUUCUGUUGUUUCCUGCCAGGAUGGCAUAAAAAAAAAUAAAUAAAUAAAAACAAUAUAUCCAGCAGAUCCGUGCAGCAUCUUUAAAACUGCAACUUCACACAUGACUUUUUUUUUUUCUUCUUAGUUCAUCUACGUGGUGAUAUUUUUAGUGACGUACCUGUCAGAUCCAGGAAGUGGUCCAGCGAGUUACUUCAUGAACAGUGUGAGCAAUCCCAAACUAGCCAUAGUUCUCUCUGUGUCUGCCUCAGGGUUGCAUGUGAAGUCGUUCGUUCGAAGUUGUGAAGAAAGUCCGGCUCGUUAGCUGAAGGGGAUUUUAUUACGCUGCUCUCUGCUUUUGGUGUUCGAACACUAAAAAGAUGAUAAGUUUUCCAGGUUUUUUUUUCCAUGAAAUGAUGUCAGACUGCAGAUUUCCUCUUGUGAUCAUUGGCAGCAAACCUGCCAACACAAUGAAGCUGGUGUCAAAUUACAGAGAGAAGGGGAGUUGGAGCAAAGCUGGAAAACACGCCGAAAACUCAGCCUGAUAGAUCCUCUUUAGAAUCCAUCCGACAAGCGUUCAUGGUUUCAGCCCUUUCGGUUUUAAAGGAGCCUCUUUUAUGAUUGUCAGAUAUUUGGAAUGUACAUUUCUGUUUCCUCGGAGUCGAAGGAAGAGUUUGUCGUGUGCGUCUUUUGUUUUUGAACCGAGUGGUUUGGUAUUUACGUGGCACCUCAGCCCCGGUUAGCUCCCGGAGCCUAACCUGAUGAACACGCCUGCCCCUCCACAAAUAACCCGUCACUCUUUUAUAUAGAGACGCCAUGAAAAGAGAGUUAUCUUUAUAUCCAUUUAAAAUAAAUAAAUAAAUAAAUAAAAAAUCUUUGGAUCAAUCCCAAUUCAGCUAAAAGUGAUGAUUCCACCUUAAAAUGGAUCUUUUCAUGUUGAAACGAGCGUCACGUGAACUGUGUAAAUACUUUUUCUACCCCAGCCGUGUGCUGUCACUUUGCAUACUGUAUAUCAGCAGAGUUGGUAACCAAAGUUUUCUGAGUAUGGUUUGAGGCCACCGCACCCUCCUCACCUUGUGUCCAUCCAGCUCUCCUUUCACCACUCUUUCUACUCUCAGCUAGUACAGAACAAGUCUCUGUCUUUUUGAAAAUAAAAUAAAAUAAAACGGUGGACUUCACGUCCCGAUCACCACUUUCUCUCUCUCUUUUUUUUUUAUUUUUCUUUCGUCGGUGAGGCAAGUUGAUGCUGUCUGUUCCAGCAGUAAUACGUGUCGGUUAAUUUUAUCACUUUGUAAACAAAUGUAAAUUAUAUUUUAAUAUGAAGCCAAAAAAAAAAAAAAGAAAAAGAGACA